Molecule: messenger RNA, 1419 nt
Organism: Trichoderma aggressivum f. europaeum
Lineage: Eukaryota; Fungi; Ascomycota; Sordariomycetes; Hypocreales; Hypocreaceae
Exons: 1
Coding region: 1-1419 (472 amino acids)
Molecular function (GO): hydrolase activity, acting on carbon-nitrogen (but not peptide) bonds
Source: RefSeq, a predicted model, not a curated record
AUGAAACCAAUUCAACUCCUUACUAUCGCCGCAGUGCUUUCACAAGGCGCCUUUGCCUGCCUUGAGCAUCUACUACAAGAGCGGACUCCAGAUCCCAACGACAUGAUUCGCAGACAAGAGCCCGCCCCCAGAACCAAGACUGCCAUCAAGAAUGUUCGUGUUUUCGACGGCGCUAAACUCACCGGUCUCCAAACUGUCAUCAUUGAUGGUGAAAAUAUCAGCAACGACACCAGCAACGUCGAGACUACGGUUGAUGGCAACGGCGGCGUUCUGAUCCCUGGUCUAAUCGACUGCCACGUCCACAUAUCCAACGUUGCCGGGCUAGAAACCCUGACUUCUUACGGAGUCACCACCGCCAUGGUUAUGGCCUGUCGAAAUUACACACAAUGUGCGCCGCUCCGCAACUUGGAGGGCGUAGCUUCGUUUAUCUCGGCAGGCGUCCCCGCCACGGGACCCGGCAGCCAACACUCUCGAACUUUCAAUCUCUCUUCACAGUACCUCAUUUAUCCAGACGCGAAUGCCACUGAAGUUGUUUCUUACACUUUUGGCAACGGCUCCGACUUUUAUAAAAUCACGGCCGAGUUGAAUGGACCCAGCCAGAGCAUGCAGAACUCUUUGGUCGAUGCCGUUCACAAUCUCGGCAAGCAGUCCAUGACCCAUGCCGCUGAUCUUGAUGCUUGGACACAAGCGGUCCUUUCGGGUACGGACGGAAUCCAGCAUAUGCCUACGAAUGGCCGCAUAAAUGCCUCCAAUGUCCUAAAGGCUCGCAGGUCUGCCAACAGCUGGAGCACCCCAACUAUGAAUAUUGCUCGAUAUGCGUUUGCAAAUCCCGCCAUAUUGACCUUUACUGGUCACCAGAUUGGCGGACCAGAUAGCUACGAGAAUGUGUAUCAGAAUGUCAGGGCUAUUCACGCCGCUGGUAUCCCUAUCUUGGCAGGCACUGAUGCUGUGGGAGUUAUCAAUGCCAACAUCUCUGUUCCAUUCGGAUUAAGUCUUCACUUUGAGCUGGAGAAUCUUGUCGAAGCGGGAUUAACCACAGUGGAAGCCCUCCGUGCAGCGACUGAACUCGCCGCUCAGCACCACAGGCUGGCAGACCGAGGAAAGAUUGCGCCUGGCAUGAGGGCCGAUUUGAUUCUUCUCAACAGCGACCCGCUGGCCAACAUCACCAACACGAGAGAUAUUGCUAAAGUGUGGGUUGGAGGAAUCGAGUACAAAGAUGUUGCCAACAGCACUGGAUUGUCGAAUCCUCCCGCCAAUCACACCAAGGCUGGGACCUCAUCUGGUUCAGGGUCGGGUUCUGGAUCUGGGAGUUCUGGAUCUGGAAGUGGGACGGGCAAUAGUGCUGGAAAAGCCAUUGCAUUGAGCUGGAUCUCCUUGCUGGGCUUACAAGUUGGAGCAAUGCUUUAUUUCUUCACGUAA